This is a messenger RNA of Durusdinium trenchii, 3694 nucleotides long. NCBI's taxonomy places the organism in Eukaryota, Dinophyceae, Suessiales, Symbiodiniaceae. The record is from the annotation of a GenBank genome assembly.
UUGGAACAGCAGAGCAAAACGUUGUUGGCUGAACAGGUGCCAACUAGACAUGGCCUUUAUAGUUUUGGCUGCCGUGUACCGAAUAGCUGGUCCACUGGCAGCCAUGAUCGUCAACGACCAGCUCCGGUGAAAAGCACUGGAGGAUGCCUCUCAUUGUUGACGGCGUGAAGAGAGACCUUACCUCAGUUGAAGGGUGGCUGAAGAUGAAAGUGGUAGAAUGGGGCAGGCAGAAGAUGCAGGAGGGAGACUACGAGAAAGCUGCUCAGCACUUUUGCAUGGCCUUGGACUUGAGACCUGGGUUCUUGCAAGCUCUUGUCUCCAGAGGCUUUUGUUACCUCGCCAUGGGGGAGGAGGACCGGGCUCAAAAAGACUUUGCGGAGGUGGUCCAUAAGGAUGCUUCGUUCAACCGCAACAUCUAUGUUCUGAUGUCUUUGUCUUUAAAGCGCUCUGGUGAUUUGACUGGCGCCAUUCGCUACUUGAAUCGCUGUCUCAGCAUCUUCCCUGGCUUCAAGCCAGCUUUGCUCGCGCGCGGAGAGCUCUGCCUAAAGGUCCAAGACUUUGAGCGAGCGAGGGCUGACUUCCGACAAGUCCUCACGGAAGAGCCGGUGCACUUGGUAGCUCGCCGUGGCUUGGCAGAUGCGUUGCGUGGCCUGGGAAACUUCUUAGAGGCCCUUCGCCAAUACAGCCGUGCCAUCAGCGACACUUCGCAGGCAAUAGAGCACCAGAUGGAACAAACGAAAAGGGCAGGAGAAGAAGCGCAGGAAGAACCAGAGGAAGAACAGGAUGCAGAGCUCCAAGAACAGCUCUUCGAGGGACCUCAGGAGAAGUCACCGGAGAGGAGUGUUGAGGAGACUGAGGGGACUGAGGAGACUAGAGGUGAGCCUCCGCCUGCUCUGCACGAGUCGGAGAUGGACAGUCCUUCAAAGCACUCCUUCAACGAGGAAACUCCUGGACGCAGGGAAGAAGAGCAGCUCAUGGCUGAGCCCCAACAGCUCAGGGCUUUUCUGGUUGAGCUUUUGAUGCGUCGUGCCUUGGUGCUGCGCCUGAUGGGGAAUCUGGAAGCGGCCGGCAGCGACUUCUUGGACGUCUUAGAGCUUGAGCCUGAGGAGGGCUUUGCGCUCUUCUGGUAUGGUAAGAUCCUGAUUGAGCAGCAGAGACACCAAGAGGCUGCAUCUUAUCUUCACGCUUCCAUUGAGCACCAUGAGAAGACCCGAGUGGCUGCGCAUGCUAUUUUGGGUGCUUUGAUGAUGAUGCGGUCGGACCCAAACUUCCCACUUGCACUACGCCACUUGAACGAGGCUGCGAGGUUGGCUCCCUCAUCUCAGUCCGUUCGACUAACCUUGUGGAUAUGUUCGGCUGCAGUGGCUUUGAGUGGCAAAGCACGCGAUCCAAAGAAAGCCCUGAGUCUGCUCGAUCGCACCCUUGCCUGUCUAGAGGCAGAGCCCAAGGAAUCAGUCGGUGGAGCUUCAGGUUCUCGCACGGCUCGAGCAUCAUGUGGUCACGUAGCUGGAAGUGGAGGCGCCGCUGCAGCUGCAUUGUCUGCUCGCAGCCGCAGUGCUGAGGAGGCCCGGUGGCUGGCUGCACGGACUCUGGUGAAGAACCAGCAGGACUUAGCCAAAGGGGACGACCUUCAGCAAGCGCUGGAAUGCCGCACCUACUUGCAACUGGUUGCCAGGGAGCCGCAGCAAAGAGCUGCUCCGGUACCUUCCCUGCUCUUCCAACUGCGGGUGACGGCGUUGUGUGACCUUUGCCGGUGGGAAGACGCUGUUGCAGAUUGUCGGCAAGCUUUAUUGGUUGAUCCUGGUGACGAAGCCAUCCAAUUCACCAUGCAUGUCUCUGCUGGAAUCUUGAAGUUCCAAGAGUUGAAGUUCGAGGCAGCCAUCGGCUGCUUCACCAAAGCCCUGCGGCUGCAGCCGGUGAAUGUGCAGACGCGCUUGCACCGAGCCAUUGCAUUGGCCUGUGCAGCCUGGGAUCGUGGGAAGGAGGGUGCGGCGCCAGAGAAUGCGCGAGUGGUUCAACUGCUUACAGAUGCAGUACAAGAUCUGGAGGCAGUGGACCAACAGGCGAUGAUUGCCGGCCUCUCAGCCCCAUUGGGGGCCGCACACUUGAGGGCAGCCUGUCUUUGCAGCCUGGGCCGGCCAGAUGACGCCUGGGAGGCGCUCUGUGAGAGUGGCAGGCGCUGCUCUGGCCGUCGCUCCAACGUGGAAGGCUAUGACCUCUCCGCACCCCGCCAGCGGUCCUUAGAGGCUGAAGUUCUGGUGCUCCUGGAGCGGCAUUCAGAAGCCAUCGAGGCAUGCUCUGCAGUCCUGGCGCUGAACAACAGGGGUCAUGCUGAUGCUCGAGUCAUGCGGGCAUGGUGCCUCUCAGAGAUUGGCGAGGUUGAAGCCGCUUUUGAGGAUGUGGCUGCAGCUCUCAUUCUGGCGCCAGACCGGGCUGACAUCCAUGAGGUUUACGGGGAUCUCUGCUUUCAGUACGGUCGCCUUUCGGAGGCCCACAAUGCGUUUGGGACUGCCAUCAAGUUGCGAGAGCCAAUGACAGCCAGGCUGGCCUUCAAGCGAGCACUGGCACACCUCAAAGUUGGAAAUCUCAAUGGUGCAGAACAGGAGCUUGGCAGGGCUGUACGUGCACGUCCAGGGAUGCCUUCUGCAGUCCGAGCGAAAGAUGGAGUUGGCAUCCUUUCAGUCAUGCUGAAGGAGAAUUGGCGCCAUGCACAUGUUAGGCUGGGCAUGAUGUUGCAGUCUGGCAACGUCGCAUCUUCUGAUGGCCUGCCAGUCAUUUUCCUUCCACAUGAACUGAUGGUCUACAGGGGAGCUUGCUCGCUUUACCUCGGAGAUUCGACCGCGGUUCAGGACUUUACGGCGGCCUUAGAUUUGGCCAGGCAUUUCGCUUCGGAGGCGACUUGGGAACGGCAGGCAUCUGAGCCAUGCCCAGAAACAGCAUCCAGCGAAGGCCUCUCCUGCUUUGAAUGUGAGUGUAUGUUCAACUUGGCACUCUGCCAGUUGCGCUCCAAAGAUUUCGCGGCAGCCCUGGCCAACUUUGAGAAGCUUUGUGAUCGCUUGGAGGAGUUGCAAGUUGCAGGCGACAGCGCCCAUGGGCUUGCGUGGUUCCUCUAUGGCAUUUGCCAUUUGGCGCUGGACAGUUCCGAACACUUUGCCAAAGAUGCCUUCGCACGUUCCUACUCUUAUGACACGGCUUACGUGGAUGACUUUCUUCGGCGAAACGGGAGUCGGAUGAGCCAGAUCAGCCAGGAACAGCCUGUGGAGAAGUUGCGGCCCAUCGGCGGCUGUCCUCCGGUUGGGAAAGAAGAUGAGGGCAAGGAGGAUGGCGGCCCUGCAGUCGUAUGCUGCCUGCAAUUUUCGGGACCUGAGCAAGACAGCGACCAAGAUGCCGGCACCUCUCUUCGGAGCUCCACUAGGAGGCGCUUGCUCAGCUCGGCGCCGAUCCGCUUCAAGGUGCGCGAUGUGGUGAUCUGGGGACGCCCAAGCAUCAGCUGGCCAGCCACCCCGGCACCUCGCUGGAAGCCGCCGACAAGCUUGGCUCGAUGGGAUUUCUGCAGUGCAGAGGCUCGAUCUCCAUGAUGGGUGGAGGCACGAUCUGAGCAUCCUGACGAUGGCUUGCGAGAGGGCAGACUGCCAACUUCAUUGCUCAUUUGCCAGUUUCACUCAUUUCUGUCGGCAGCAAUCCGAGUCAGUCU